This is a messenger RNA of Manacus vitellinus (golden-collared manakin), 3782 nucleotides long. Its product is annotated as inhibitor of apoptosis protein. Gene Ontology annotation, cellular component: nucleus; cytoplasm. NCBI's taxonomy places the organism in Eukaryota, Metazoa, Chordata, Aves, Passeriformes, Pipridae. Gene Ontology annotation, biological process: regulation of apoptotic process. The record is from RefSeq and is a predicted model, not a curated record. The coding region runs from base 1251 to 3086 and encodes 611 amino acids. The transcript is spliced from 9 exons.
GCUGGGGCGCUGGGGCGCGCUGCGGGGCCCACCUGGAGGCCAUUUUGUUCCGCCUAAAAGAAUUAGAUGAUUGAAACUACAGAUACUUACAAUUUCUUCUUGAGAACAGUCAGUAUCAAUAUGGAGGCGUAGACACCUUAAUAGGGACUUCAGUCUGAACUCUGGGAGGUAGUUCUGUGCAGAAAUAAAGAAACUAACACAUCAAUUUUAUUAUUUUUUUUUUAAUCUGGGGGUUCUGUUUACUCUGCCAUAAACAUGGCGUGGAGAAAAAACUUAAUUCAACUGUAUAAAGCAUCAGAAUGUCCCGAUACAAGGCAAUUAAUUUAUGUUACAUUUGAUAACUCUGUACUUGUAACUCAGGCACCAGGUUAAAACUGAAAUGAUUUGUUAAUUCAGUGCUGACACUGUUGUAGACAGAAAAGCUGGGGCUAUCCCAAAUUUGUUAACAGGGAGAGUUCAUCCUUGUCAGAGGCAGUGUAUAGGAUUUGUUUAUCUAAUAGCUGAAUAUACAAUACAUGUGGAGUUGUGUAUAGACUAACUUCUUUAGUCUUAACAACUUGUUACAUCAAUAUGCAGAAGUUGAGAAGUGUUUUUGGGAGCCAGUAGUUGCAAAUAUACCAGAUCAGUUCAGUAAUGUCAGUUCUGGGUCUCUAUUUUUUGUAUGCCCUUUGAACUUGAUAAACCCUACUUUUCAGGUUCCUAAUGAGGUUUUCAAACUAAAAUCUAUAUGUGCCUAUAAGCUACAUAUUUAUCAGCUGUCUAGGGUGAAAUCUAGUUCUUAAAUCACUUAACAUAUGUUCUGGAUAAGAACAAUAUUGUUUUAGUUGCCCCCAAUUUUAGUUUCUUUAUUGACAAAGGAUUAGUAAACCCUUUUGAGGUUUUUCCUGUUUUGAUCCCACCUCCACUAGCCUGACAAAUUGGUACUGCUCUCCCAGAUAUGCAAAAGAACGAAAGCAUGUGAUGCUUAUAUGAUUCAAGGGAAAUUCCUUUUCAACAUGCUUUCUCCAAUUGUUAAAAUGGGAUGAGGCAGCUUUUGCACUGAAAGCAGUUUUGUAAACUAAACUACAAGAACUUCCCAAAUGUUAAAAGGCUUUUAAUCACGAGGCAGAUUCUAUUCACUUGCUCAUUUGAAGUUACACAUUAAAGUAUUUAUUGCUUUUGUACAGGCGGGGAUUAUUCCAAAUUGCCUUUCAUGCACACAACUACCUCCCAGAGGAAGACUUGUCCCAUUUUUCCAAAACCAGUCCAUUAUGAAUAUAGUGGAAGAUAGCCCUUUCUUGGCUAGCAUCAUGAGGCACAGUGCUGUGUGUGGUGAACUGAAGUAUGACCUAUCGUGUGAGCUCUACAGAAUGUCAACGUUUUCUGCUUUCCCUGUUAACAUGCCGGUAUCAGAACGGAGUCUUGCCCGGGCUGGGUUUUAUUACACUGGUGUGCAGGAUAAAGUUAAGUGCUUCAGUUGUGGCUUAACACUGGAUAACUGGCAACCAGGAGAUAAUGCUAUGGAAAAACAUAAAGAGCUAUGUCCUGGCUGCAGUUUUGUUCAAAGCAUGCUUUCAGUUAACAACCGUGGACUGUCGUCUCGUUCUGCCUUUUUGCCCUCAGUUACAAACAGUCUCUCACCAUCUCUGCGUUCCAUAUCGCUUUCUCCGAGUUUAGAACAAGUUGGAUAUUUCAGUGGCUCUUUUUCCAGUUUUCCUCAAGACCCAGUAACUACUAGGGCAGCUGAAGACCUUUCAUUCUUGAGACAUAAGCUUUACAAUCCUUCUAUGAGUACAGAAGAGGCUAGGCUACGCACCUUUCACUCAUGGCCACUGACGUUUCUCUCACCCACUGAUCUGGCAAAGGCUGGACUUUAUUACUUGGGGACAGCAGACAAAGUUGCUUGUUUUACCUGCGGUGGUCAGCUGUGUAACUGGGAACCGAAAGAUAAUGCUGUGUCAGAGCACCGGAGGCACUAUCCAAACUGUUCUUUUGUGGAAAACCUCACCCGAGACCAGCCAAGUUUCAAUGUUUCAAAUGUGAGCAUGCAAACCCACGAGGCACGUGUUAAAACAUUCAUCAAUUGGCCAACCAGAAUUCCAGUUCAGCCCGAACAGCUUGCAGAUGCUGGCUUUUACUAUGUAGGGCGCAAUGAUGAUGUCAAGUGUUUUUGCUGUGAUGGUGGGUUAAGGUGCUGGGAAUCUGGAGAUGAUCCAUGGAUUGAGCAUGCAAAGUGGUUUCCAAGAUGUGAGUAUCUGCUUCGUGUCAAAGGAAGAGAGUUUGUAAGUCAAAUUCAGGCCAGAUUCCCCCAUCUCCUUGAACAGCUCUUGUCAACCUCUGAGCCGCCUGUAGAUGAAAACAUUGAUCCCCCAAUUAUUCGUUUUGGCCCUGGAGAGAGUCAUUCAGAAGAUGCAGUCAUGAUGAACACGCCUGUUAUUAAAGCUGCCUUGGAGAUGGGAUUCAGUAGAAGGCUAAUAAAGCAAACAGUGCAAAGUAAAAUCCUUACAACUGGAGAAAACUACAAGACUGUUAAUGAUCUUGUGUCUGAUCUGCUCAUUGCUGAAGAUGAGAAGAUUGAAGAAGAGAAAGAAAAACAAUUAGAAGAAGCGGCAUCAGAUGAUUUAUCCUUAAUCCGCAAGAAUCGCAUGGCUUUAUUCCAACGUUUAACAUGUGUACUUCCAGUCCUUGGGAGUUUACUGUCAGCUAAAGUGAUAACAGAACCUGAGCAUGAUGUUAUUAAGCAGAAGACUCAGACACCAUUGCAAGCAAGGGAACUGAUAGAUACAAUUUUAGUGAAAGGAAAUGAAGCAGCCAGCAUAUUCAGGAACUGCCUACGAGAUUGUGACCCUGUGCUCUACAAAGAUUUAUUUGUGGAGAAGAACAUGAAGUAUGUUCCCACAGAAGAUGUUUCAGGUUUACCUAUGGAAGAACAAUUAAGAAGAUUGCAAGAGGAAAGAACAUGUAAAGUUUGCAUGGACAAAGAAGUUUCUAUUGUUUUUAUUCCAUGUGGUCACUUAGUGGUAUGCAAAGAAUGUGCACCAUCCCUUAGAAAAUGCCCUAUUUGCAGGGGGACAAUAAAGGGUACAGUCCGUACAUUUCUUUCGUAAAGAGGGAAACUUGCAAAAUGUCUUUGUUCCUGUCAUCCUCCAACUGCUGAAGCUUAAGCCAGCAGUGUCUUAAGAAUGGAAAAUUGUGGUACAGAAGGUGAUUAAUCAACCACCUAACACAGUUGUGUAAUAGUAAAGUGUAUCAUCAUUAGGAGCACGCUAGGCCUUCGGUGCCAAAGGCUCUUUCUGUUCAUAAAACCAAGUCAAUAUUAGGUUUUUGUGGUGUUCCUUUCUGAAUAGGGAAAGUAGAUACACCAGUGUCACUCUGAAUAAAAAACUUUUUGCUUGAGUUCCUGAAAUGGAGCUUGGCACAACUCUUCUCAUGAGUUUCCUCCAUGUGGAUGUGAGGAAAUAUAAUAAGUUUGCUGUUAUUAAUAAUUAAUAUUAACUUCAGCUACUCCUGUUUUGGCUUUCUUCUGGACUUGAGGAGAAAAGAGGCUAACUGUUGCAGGAACAGCAGGAAUUUUAGAAGUUUUUUCAUGUCUUGAUACUUGUGUAAUGUAUAUUACUAAUAGUUUGUAUGAAGACUGAAUUAAAUACUUCUACUUCUCAAAGAAGCGUUUGUUUACUCUUUCCCCAUUGUUGGUUUUUCUCUGUAGACUGCAGUAACUAGAACGCUGUCUUUUCCUGACAAAAUUUUGGGGUGGUUUGCCUCCAAAAGUACAAUAAAACUUAAUUCCAUUUGUCUUUCUUUCA